CUCUUCAUGCUGUCAUCCCCUGCCUUGCCCACCAAAGCACAAGUCACAGCCCCUUCAACUGCAAGUCCAAAGAAACCUUAAGCAAAAUAACUCCGAGCUUUGGGAACCAUGCUUCCAGUUGAGAUCAUUUCAGGACUCCACUACUUUGAACCUGAAAUCCCACUUCCAAAUCCCUCUGACUUUGCCUUCACGCAGAACCAAAUUCCCUCCCUCCAUUUCAACACUUUGUUCAACAACUUAUCCCAUCAAAUCCCUCCUCCUAUAGGCCAUGACUUCACUCAACAAUCCUCCAGCCUCAGCAACAACUCCAGUACCUCUGAUGACGCCGAAGAACAUCACCACCUCAGAGUCAUCGACGAGAGGAAGCACAGGAGAAUGAUAUCCAACAGAGAAUCAGCCCGUAGAUCGAGAAUGAGGAAACAGAAGCACCUCGACGAGCUCUGGUUGCAGGUGGUCCGGCUGAGGAAUGAGAACCACAGCCUGAUAGACAGGUUGAACAACCUUUCGGAGUCCCACGACAGGGUUGUGGAGGAGAAUGCUAGGCUCAAGGAAGAAGCUUGUGACCUUCGCCAAAUGCUCACAAACCUGCAGAUUGGCAGCCCUUACAAUAUAAAUGCUUCUACCUUCAGAGAGCUGGAGGGAGAGGUGCCCUGCAACACGGCUCAUCUCAGAGCCGAGUCGUCGAACCAAUCCAUCGCUGCAUCGGCGGAUUUGCUCCAUUAAGAUAGAUGAGGAUCACUGUUCUCCUGCCAUUGUAACUUAGCCUACUUUAUGUCCUUUUGUUUACUCUAAAUGCUUUCAGUGUUUUUUAUCCUUCAAA
Messenger RNA from Pyrus x bretschneideri (Chinese white pear), 820 nucleotides. Its product is annotated as basic leucine zipper 43-like. The coding region runs from base 109 to 723 and encodes 204 amino acids. NCBI's taxonomy places the organism in Eukaryota, Viridiplantae, Streptophyta, Magnoliopsida, Rosales, Rosaceae. Gene Ontology annotation, biological process: regulation of DNA-templated transcription. The record is from RefSeq and is a predicted model, not a curated record. Gene Ontology annotation, molecular function: DNA-binding transcription factor activity. The transcript has a single exon.